Messenger RNA from Ceratosolen solmsi marchali, 657 nucleotides. RefSeq lists its product as uncharacterized. Lineage: Eukaryota; Metazoa; Arthropoda; Insecta; Hymenoptera; Agaonidae. The record is from RefSeq and is a predicted model, not a curated record. Bases 66 to 476 code for a protein of 136 amino acids. The transcript is spliced from 2 exons.
GACGAAACUUCAAAGCUACGUCAGGAGAAUUUCAAUUGCGUGAAAUCUACGGAGACGGAAAUUGCAUGUUUCGCGCCAUCAGUUUUAUUGUUUGGGGAACAGAAAAUAGACAUAGAUAUCUUCGCUCUUUGGUAGUAAGACACAUCGAGAACUCGUGGCGGGAGCUAAAACCUUUCGUAGUGGCCGAGUGGAGCAUGUCGAGUCUCGACGACUACAUCGGCUUCAUGGGCGCGGACGGCACUUUCGCAAGCGAGCUCGAGUGCGUCGUCGCCACGAAGCUCAAUCGUCUGAACCUCGCGAUCUACAGGCGGGUGGAGGGUUCCGAUGCCCUUCGACGUAUACUCUACAGUCAGUACAGCGGAAGUGCAAGGACGGCCAACCUCCUUUUCAGCGGACACAACGAGUACGGGCACUACGACGUACUGGAACCAGUCGGAUCGGCCAGUCCGUCCUUCGUGUCUUCGUAUUUGCCAUGAUCCUCUGCUCCUGGCUGAUGCGUUAAAAUUGAAGAGCUUUCCGUUCGCCGACGAUCGCGAGGACCGUUGCCUUGUCCUUUGCCUCGAUCGCAAGUGGUCGCAGGCACCCGCGCUCGGCUGCUCUUCGUGCGAUGUCCUCGCGCGAGUCCCCGAGGCGAUUUGACAACUUGAAAACUGUGAU